AAUUAUUGAGAGGUGGAACUUGAUUUACGAACGAAUUUGAUCAAAAUUAUCUCUAAUCAAAGAUGAUUAUGACGUUAAACAUUUUGUCGCGCGCUUGUAUGACAUCAUAAAUGAUAUUAAAAACGUUCUAAAACAUUAUUCUAAAUUUGAUUAUUUUAUUUAUAACAUUUUUUUGAAUUCCAAGAACAUAUUUUCUUUAAAGAUUGCAAAAAGGCGCCAUUUGUUUUGUUUACCGCGGUUGCUAUAGAUUCAAGUCAUGCGUGGUCACAGACUCGGCUCGACAGAUAUUACAAAAUUUUAUACUCAAACUUCUACUGUUAAAAAAGAGCUUAAAGAAACAAGAAGAGCUUCAAAAGUAAAGCCUCAACCUGUUGUAAAACCUUCAAAAAUGGCUUCUGAAGUUUCCCCGAGGGUCCUAAGGCAACAGCAAGCACCAAAGACGGAAUUAGAUUAUGAAAUAGAGAGACUAAAGGCAGAAAUCCAACAAGAAAAACAAAUGAAAGACAUGUUGGAAGAAUCUUCGGAAGAUCUCGAGAAAACUAUUGGAGAAAUGCAGGAAAAGUCUGAAACAGCUGGCGAAGAAGACAACGAAUGGAAAACACGAUUCGAAACUCAACAACAAAUGAACAACCAACUUGAAAAACAAAUCCUUCUUCUCAGAGACAAACUAGAACAAAUGAAAAUUCCUUCAAGAGAUGGUAAACCAGGAAAUAAGCUUAAGACAUACAAUGGACUUAGUGAUACUGAAAUAAGAAAACUGAUGAGACAAAUGGAAAGAGACAAGUUAACCUUAGAAGGACAGUUGAGAGAUUUAGAAUGGAGACUGGACAAUGAAUCAAAGGCAUAUCAUAAAAUCAAUGAAGAGAGGAAACAAUACAUUACUGAGCUUAAUCAGGCUAAUGCUGUAAUUGAUAAUACAAAAAAUCCAAGUUUGAGCGAUUUUUGUCAUAGUGAGCACUUUAAAUUUUAUAGUUCAUUUUGUAUUCUUCAUUUUUACAGGCAUAUCAUAAAAUCAAUGAAGAGAGGAAACAAUACAUUACUGAGCUUAAUCAGGGGAAGUAGUAUAUUUGGAUUACCAGACAACCAAAGGAUUCUGGACCCCAAAAAAGGUCCAGUUAAAAAGACAGCUGCUGUAAGAAAACUUCCAAAGUUAAACAGCUCUGAACAAAGCCCAAGAUAAAGAAAUGACAUUAACUUUUUAAGUUAUUGUACAUAAUUUAUUUUUAAACAUACAGGUACAGCUGUAUCAUAUAAGAUAAAAAUAAUUGCAUAUAUUAGCUUAUUUAUCACAUAUUUUUAUAUCUGCAUUAUUAUAGCUGUGGAUAGAAUCAAAAUGCAUGGAGCUUGUUAAUGAAGUAGCAAUGGUUAAGCCAAAUUCUGCAACUGUUAACAAUGAUUGUAAAUUAUUUUUGGUGUUAAAAAAAAUUAAGAUUUAAAAAAGUUUGUUAUAUAAUUUGAAAAUUCCAACAAAACACGACAGCAGUGAAAUCAGA
Actinia tenebrosa (Australian red waratah sea anemone) is the source of this 1493-nucleotide messenger RNA. RefSeq names its product coiled-coil domain-containing protein 169. The record is from RefSeq and is a predicted model, not a curated record. Lineage: Eukaryota; Metazoa; Cnidaria; Anthozoa; Actiniaria; Actiniidae.